AUGGCCCCUCGUUUUCAGAAAGUCGUUCGUAAAACACGACGAGACGAUACAGAAAUUAGUCGAUGCAUUAAAUAUCUAAUGUUUGGUUUUAAUAUUCUUUUUUGGAUCCUUGGAUUUAUGAUAACUGCUAUAGGCAUCUAUGCCUGGAUCGAAAAAGAUACAUUUGAUAAUUUUGGUCGUUUAACAAUGCGUGGAACAUUAUUUUUUGAUCCAGCUUUAGUGUUUGUUCUCGUUGGAAUAUUUAUGUUUUGCAUUGGUUUUACUGGAUGUGUCGGAUCAUUAAGAGAGAAUACAUGUUUAUUACUUUUUUUCAGUUUUGCAUUAGCAAUUAUAUUUUUUGCUCAACUCGCAUUUGGUACAUUAGUUUUUAUUUAUCGUGAAAAGGUUAAAAAUGAGGGCGAAAAACAAUUGAUGGUUAUGAUUGAAAGUUAUCGUGAUGAUCCUGAUUUACAGAACAUGAUCGAUUGGAUACAACGAGAUUGGCUUCAUUGUUGUGGAGUUAAUAAUUAUCGAAAUUGGGAAAGUAAUAUUUAUUUUAAUUGUUCAUCCAAACUUGUUGGAAGUGUUGAAGCAUGUGGUGUACCGGCUAGUUGCUGUCGAGCUGAAUAUUUUCAUAAUAAUAAACAAUGUGGUUAUGGAACUUUAGAAUCAUCAGCUGGCACACAUAUGAUUUAUACUGAUGGUUGUCUACCAAAAGCAUCUCAAUGGUUUGAACGACACAUUCUUCCUGUGGCCAUCGUUAUUGUUGUUCUUGCUGUUUUACAAAUACUUGGUAUUUGUUUUGCUCAAAAUCUUCGUAAUGAUAUUCUCGCUCAAAAAGCCAAAUGGUUAUGGCAGGCACAUCCAAUGAUGAAUUAUUAUCGGCAUCAAUAA
Messenger RNA from Rotaria socialis, 873 nucleotides. The record is from the annotation of a GenBank genome assembly. Lineage: Eukaryota; Metazoa; Rotifera; Eurotatoria; Philodinida; Philodinidae.